CUGUCUUUACCCCUCUCUGAUUGUAUCUCUUUCUCUCUGAUAGUUGUUCCCUCUCUCUCCUAAUGGCUGUGCAGGAGCACAAUGACUUUGUCAACGUUGGUAAGAAAGAAACUACCAUUGGGAAACGCCAGUCUCUCGAUCCCAAAAAGUACCUCUCUCUGGAUGGGAACAGUCUGACCAUAGCUGAUCUGGUCCGUUUGGGGAAAGGCCUGUUCAACAUCAAGCUGACCACCGAGGCUGAAGAGAAAAUCAAUGAAGCCAGAGAAGUGAUAGAAACCAUCAUAAAAGAAAACCGAGUUGUCUAUGGCGUCAACACAGGGUUUGGGAAAUUUGCCCAUAUGCUCAUUCCAAAGGAUAAGCUCAUGGAACUACAGAUGAAUCUGAUUCGAUCUCAUAGUGCUGGAGUGGGCACCCCAUUGAGUGUAGAGAGGACCCGUAUGCUACUGGCUCUGAGGAUUAACGUUCUGGCCAAAGGGUACAGUGGCGUCUCCAUGGAAACGGUCCAGGCUAUGGUCAAAGCCUUCAAUGCCUCCUGCCUGUCGUGGGUGCCAGAGAAGGGAACGGUAGGCGCUAGUGGAGACCUGGCCCACCUCACCCUGGGCCUUAUGGGAGAGGGCAGGAUGUGGUCGCCUCAACGCGGCUGGGACCAUGCCAAAACAGUACUGGAAUGUCAUGGACUCACACCUUUGGUUCUGAAGCCUAAAGAGGGCAUCGGUCUGAUCAACGGGACUCAGAUGAUGUCAUCUCUGGCGGCGGAGGCAGUGGAGCGAGCUGUGGGCGUGGCCAGGCAGGCUGACAUCAUCGCUGCCCUCAGCCUGGAGGCCCUGAGGGGCACCACCAAGGCCUUCCACAGCGACGUCCAUGCCGUGAGGCCACACCCUGGUCAGAUAGAGGUGGCUCUGAGACUCCGCUCUCUACUCCACUCGGACGUCUUCCCCUCCCAGAUCUCUGAUAGUCAUAGGACAUGUGACCGUGUCCAGGAUGCAUACACCCUCCGCUGUAUCCCACAGGUUCAUGGGGUAGCUAACGACACCAUAGCCUUUGUUAAGAGCAUCCUCACCACUGAGCUCAACAGUGCCACUGACAACCCUCUGGUUUUUGCAGAGCGAGGUGAGACUAUCUCUGGGGGUAAUUUCCAUGGAGAAUACCCAGCCAAGGCUCUAGACUACCUGGCCAUCGGGGUCCAUGAGCUGGCCAGUAUGAGUGAGAGGAGGACAGAGAGGUUGGUCAAUCCCUCCCUCAGUGAGCUGCCUGCCUUCCUGGUCCAAGACGGAGGCCUCAACUCUGGUUUCAUGAUUGCACACUGCACUGCUGCUGCCCUUGUAUCUGAGAGCAAGGCGUUGUGCCACCCGUCCUCCGUGGACUCCCUGUCCACCAGCGCAGCCACUGAAGACCACGUCUCCAUGGGGGGCUGGGCCGCUAGGAAGGCCCUGAGGGUGGUGGAACACGUAGAGCAAGUUCUGGCCAUAGAGCUGCUCGCUGCCUGUCAAGCCCUGGAGUUUCUCCGCCCGCUCAAGUCCACUACCCCUCUGGAGAAAGUCCAUGAGCUAGUGCGUACUGUUGUCAGGCCUUGGGAUCAUGACCGUCAAAUGAGUCCUGACAUCGAGGCUGCUCACACACUCCUCAGGGAGGAAAAGGUGUGGGAGGCGGCUCGGCCAUACAUGGACCAAUACCGAGACAGGCUCGGACUGAAACCACUCCCACUGGAUGAGUAGGAUAGUGACUCAAGUAUUUCAUACUUCUACUGUAUGAUUCCAAAUCCAAGAUUCAAGUUUAUUAAAGGUGGGGACAGGAGGGACAUUUAUGACGAAAUGUGAGGUAUAUAAACCAAUGUACAUGGUAUUAUGACUCGAGCCCUAGGGAAUAAACGCUACUGAUUAAUUUU
Oncorhynchus tshawytscha (Chinook salmon) is the source of this 1885-nucleotide messenger RNA. RefSeq names its product histidine ammonia-lyase. The transcript is spliced from 18 exons. Gene Ontology annotation, molecular function: histidine ammonia-lyase activity. Gene Ontology annotation, biological process: L-histidine catabolic process. NCBI's taxonomy places the organism in Eukaryota, Metazoa, Chordata, Actinopteri, Salmoniformes, Salmonidae. The coding region runs from base 63 to 1715 and encodes 550 amino acids. The record is from RefSeq and is a predicted model, not a curated record. Gene Ontology annotation, cellular component: cytoplasm.